UCACAACGCAAAGCUUUAGCGCCGGAAACUGCCGCACACAGCGCACGGGAGCACAGACCAGUGCCACAACCCGUCGCUCCGGCAGUCCGUCCGGCUCGAACCGACCCAAAGUUUACACGGGAAACUCUCGCGAUUCCGUCCGUUUUGGCCUCCACAAACCGGGAGCUUCUCCGAAGGAGAUCACAGCACAGCGAUCCGCGAGGUGCCAGCCGAAACUUGCCAGUUACCCACUGGCAACCGCGCGGCCUGGCUGCACGGCCGCACCCCGUCGCCUUCCGUUCCCUCCCCCACGAGCCCGCGUGUCCCCAAUCAUACUAGCGCGGCCGUGUCCGUUUCCUCCUCCGUCGCCACCACCACCACCACCACCUCUUCCCUCCCCGGCGUCCGCUCCGCCCCCAUUCGCCGAUGCGGCGGGUCCCCAAACCCUAGCCCGAUCCCGACGGCGGCGAUGGCGGCUGGCCGUGCGGGGGGCGCGCCGCCGGUCACCGGCGACCGCUACCUCGACUUGCUGGUCCGCUUCGUGGGCCGCAACGCCGGGGCGCUGCUCGACGGCUCCGUCACCCUGCGACUCCACCCCGUGGGGCUCCACUACGUCGCCUCCCGCCUCGAGGCGCUGCGGGAGCUGGAGGCGGUCGGCGCCGGCGCGCCCGUCGACUACCUCCGCGCCUACGUCGCCGACCUCGGCGACCACCGCGCGCUCGAGCAGCUCCGCCGGAUCCUGCGCCUGCUCACGUCGCUCAAGGUCGUGGCCCCCGGGCCGGGGCGGGACCCGGCGCCGCUAUCACUCGUGCCGUUCGCGCGCCUGCGCGUGCUCGAGCUGCGUGGGUGCGACCUCUCCACCUCCUCCGCCGCCAGGGGCCUGCUCGACCUCCGCCACACCCUCGAGAAGCUCAUCUGUUACAAUUCCACGGUGCGAUUACGACAUGUUCCCCAGUAAUUCUGAUCCUGCAGCUACUUAAUUCGUUGUUUCCGGCAAUUCACAUGGAUGCUCUUAGGCAUAUCUUCACGAGCAGGAUCAUGGAUAUCAAGGACUCACCCGUAUGGGGUCGGCUGUUGUAUGUAUCAUGUGCUUCAAAUGGUCUGGUGCUCAUGGAUGAGUCAUUGCAGUUGUUACCUGCAGUUGAAACCCUUGAUCUUAGUCGGAACCAGUUUGCAAAGGUGGAUAAUCUGCGGAAAUGCACAAAGCUACGAAAUCUAGAUCUUGGAUUUAAUCAUUUGCGCUCUAUAUCAUCCUUGAGUGAGGCUUGCGGUCGAAUUGUGCAACUUGUACUGAGAAAUAAUGCUUUAACUACACUACAUGGGAUCAAAAAUCUAAAGUCGCUUAUGGACCUUGAUCUGUCUUACAACAUCAUCUCAAAUUUCUCGGAGCUGGAAAUACUUGGUAGCCUUUUUUUGCUACAGAACCUAUGGUUGGAAGGCAACCCAAUCUGCUGUGCUCGUUGGUAUCGAGCACGUGUUUUCAGUUUUCUCCACAACUCAGAAAGUUUGAAGUUAGAUGAUAAAGGUAUGAACACACAGGAGUACUGGGAAAAACAAGUACUGUUUUCAAGCAGGCAAAAGCAACCUGCUGGCUAUGGAUUUUAUUUUCCUGCAAAAGAUGACCAUGAGGAUGAAGACACAUCAAAUUCAAAGAUGAAAAAGAUUUCUCGACUUGCCUUAAUUGUGGAGGAAGAGAGAAGUCUUUGUGAUGAAGGUGUGGACCAGCAGACCACCCCCCACGAAAGUGACAGUUCUAAGAAGGAUGAAGUUGCAGGUGCUGAUAAUGACAUAAAAAUUACUUCGUUGAUCAAUACAGCUGAAUUAUUGAAGAAAGAGAAAUCAACUGAUUGGCUGCGUGAAUUUAAGGAGUGGAUGGAUGAAAACAUGGAGAAUACAGAACCUGACAACCUUUACAUAGAGUUCAACAGUAGCAAUGGAAGGUAUGAGGAACAAAAGAAAAUGCAGAAAGCUCAAAAGAACUCAAAGGACAUCUCAGACUUGGUACAGACGUCAGAAGGUGGGAGCAGCUCAAACAUUUUGGAAUCUGACUUAUCUUUCACUGAUGGUGCAUGUUACAGUGCUAAUGGUGUUACCACAGAAUCCUCACAUGAAGGGAAUAUAUACCAGGCUCCUUUAAAGUUGCACUUGAAUUCUUCCCAGCAACUUCCUCCACUAAAUUUUGUAGCCAUUUCGCAUGCUGAUUCUUUUUGUGAGAUGGAAGAUGGCACUGGAAACUUACAUACAAAUGGAGUUUCAUCAAAUUUGAUGAACAAGCUGGUAGAACCGAGUCUAUCCUUCACAAAUUCUAGUCCGCAGUCACCCCCACAAUACAAGGAGGACAUUCUGCAUCGAAGACUUUGUAUGGAGGAAGAGGUUUUGCAGACUUCGGGAGACUUUAAUUGUGCUGGUUCGCUUGGUAGUGGUAGCAGUUGCAGUGAUGACUCUUCAGGUGAUUUAUGUUCAUGCAAUUCCGAAGAUGAUUGUGUUGCAAUUCGAACAAAAAUGGAGUUGUCCCCCAAUGGUCAAAUAGCUAGGUUUUCUUCUGUAGGUGAUUAUGAGGAAAAGGAUGGAAUGGAAUAUUUUUCUGGGAAGAAAGGUUUGCCUGAUUAUUCAGCAGAGGAUGUCCCAAAUUUUACAGAUUCCGUUGAGUUUGGUAUUAAGCAGUUACAUGAUAGGUACAAGAGCAAUGGGCAUUUAGGAGAAGGUUCAGAUCAUUUGGUCAGACAACAGAGUAACCAGAAGUUUAAGAUGAGGAUACCUCCUCUUUUUAAGAAUCAUAAUGGCACUAAACUUGUAUUUCCGAAGGUCAAUGGAGAUGAAAUGGAUAAUGGGGUUUCAGUUGCAGGGAACGGCCAUCUGGGAUGCAACCUGAACAACUGUACUCUUUGCAGGGAACACAGCUUAGAAAACCAUAAUUCAAGUAUCUUGCACAAGGAUAACUUAUGUGCCAGUGCCAAUACAGUUUCUUGUAACACUGAAAAGUACAAGCUUAUUGAGGAUUUCUUCAAUUUAGAAAUUGCAAGCGACGCAUCUGAAAUUUGUGAAAAGACAGCCUUUUGUGGAUACAUAUUUCAAAAUGGCACUGGAAGUGAUUUGGUUCAAAGAGAGGUAGCCUUGCUGCGAUGUUCUCAAAAUAAACUACAUGUUGUGCUAGUUGAUAUGGCUCAAGAUGGACAAGACACUAUGCUAAGAGUUUUGGGCAGCUAUUGGAUGGAAGAUCUGGAGAAUAUUUUGAUCGGACUGGGUCUACAAGCAUUGAGGGUACACAUGGCAGAUAAUACAACUCACCUAUUCUUGACAAGGACUUCCAAGGAAGCAGAAGAUAUACUUUGGCUCUUAACCGCGUCUAAUUUUCCACAAUUAACUAGUAGUAUAUCUUUGCAAAGCUGGGAGAAGGUCCAACUUAAAUUGCUUGAGAAUUGUAUCCAUCCAAGUUUGGAAAUGGGAAUAUUUCUCUACUCGUUGUUGAUGUUUUGGAAGAAUGAUACUGAAGAAGGAUCCUUUGUUAUUAGAUCCCUCGCUGUUACUGAAGGGUCAUUAUUUGUGUGUAUCGAGAACAUACAUCAGUUUGGUUCCCUCCCUGAUGAUCCGGAUACUCCAUAUUUUUCUCUGGAUGCUUGUUGUUUUAUCAACGAUAUUCAAGAAGUGGUUGUGGAUCACUGUGACAAGAGAUGUUUGACAUUAGUUUUGGACAACCAUGCACAUGAAGGAAGAUUUUGCAGUAACGGUAGCAUUACAAAUUCACAGAGCAAGCAACCAGAUGAAAUUUACACAGUGCAUACAUGGAAACUCAAGUGGUUCUCUGAAGAAACAGUUGUGAAGUUCAUUUCUUUACUUAAAGCUCUUUACUCUGUAUCAUCAUCUUCAUCUUUACCUGUAAAGUGUACAUCUUGAUAUGUUGGUUCUUGUAGUUACAUAGUGAUAUUCGUUCAUUCUUUGGGGUUGUAUUUAGUUCUUAAUCUGUAUAGGUUGUUACUAGUUGCCCGUGUAGAUAUAUGCUUCUUAUGCCCUUUGUAGUUAUCAGAAAAUUUUCCCAUCUAAAAAUUGUACAUAACAGAAUUAUAGUGAGUGUGGAGGAGUGGAUCUGCAAUUUUGUCAA
Molecule: messenger RNA, 4078 nt
Organism: Oryza sativa Japonica Group (Japanese rice)
Lineage: Eukaryota; Viridiplantae; Streptophyta; Magnoliopsida; Poales; Poaceae
Cellular component (GO): cytoplasm
Molecular function (GO): protein binding
Source: RefSeq, a predicted model, not a curated record